This is a messenger RNA of Cucumis melo (muskmelon), 1936 nucleotides long. RefSeq names its product eukaryotic translation initiation factor 3 subunit A-like. Gene Ontology annotation, molecular function: mRNA binding; translation initiation factor activity. Lineage: Eukaryota; Viridiplantae; Streptophyta; Magnoliopsida; Cucurbitales; Cucurbitaceae. The transcript is spliced from 9 exons. The record is from RefSeq and is a predicted model, not a curated record. The coding region runs from base 539 to 1231 and encodes 230 amino acids. Gene Ontology annotation, cellular component: eukaryotic translation initiation factor 3 complex, eIF3e; eukaryotic translation initiation factor 3 complex, eIF3m; multi-eIF complex. Gene Ontology annotation, biological process: translation reinitiation; formation of cytoplasmic translation initiation complex.
AUUUUACUUUCUCAAAUUUCCUCUUUUCCCCCAAAUUUUGUAAAAAAGCCCUAACUUUCCCCCCUCCAUAUUUCUCUUCACGAUCGAAAACUUCACAUCUCUUUCAUCGCAAGAUUUGGUGUGCUUACGCUCGCAAGCCCCCUUCAUCACAAGCCGCCGUUGAAGACGUUGCGUUUGUCCACCGCUGAAGAUUUGGUGUGUUCGUAGGUUGUCGUUCAGAAUAGGUUCGUCCGCCGCCACAACAGGGCCACUGGUGAUGACACACGCAGUCUAUGCACCACCGUGUGCAAAUGGACCUAUCUUGGCCAUGCACACAUGUCACAGUACAAUGAAAAGGAUUCCCGAAAUAUGGAGGCUUGUGGAUGGGAUGAUGAUUUCUGGGAGGAAAUUGGAUUAAGAGAUCUUGUUGAUGGUCACCAUGCGAAAAUAGGAAGAAGUGUAGCAUUCCCUGGUCACCCCUUGGGUUCUGGUCUGACUCCAGUAGCUGCGAAGGAACUGGGUUUGGUUGCUGGCAUCCCUGUUGGUGUUUCACUGAUUGAUGCUCAUGCAGGUGGAGUUGGGGUGUUGGAAAGUGUACCUGGGCAAGAUUCUGAUUCUGAAGAUCAUCUUUUACUGUGAGGAGGAAUCAAGAAGGUUAAAAUUACUGAAGAUAACUGAAGAAGCCGAGCAAAAGCGGCUUGCUGCAGAAUACGAACAAAGGAAAAACCAACGGCUUCGUAGGGAAAUAGAAGAACGAGAACUUGAAGAAGCACAGGCUCUACUUCAAGAAGCUGAAAAGCGUGUUGGUAAAAAGAAGGGAAGCAAGAAACCGGUUCUUGACUCUGAAAAAUUGUCGAAACAAGCUUUAAUGCAAUUGGCCCUUACUGAACAAUUAAGGGAGAGGCAGGAAAUGGAGAAGAAAUUACAAAAGCUAGCUAAAACUAUGGACUAUCUAGAAAGAGCAAAAAGAGAAGAGGCGGCACCGUUAAUUGAGGCUUCAUUUCAGCAACGUUUGCUGGAAGAGAGAAUGGUUCAUGAACGUAAUCAGCAGCUUAGUAAAGAGGGAACAGUUUUAUGUCUAAUAUUUGGUCAGAGUGCUACCGGUGCUCUACUUGAUCACAUAAUUCAAAAUCAUGUUGCCUCUCCUCAUCUUGCAAACCGUGCUGCUUCGCAAAGGGUUAAAGUGUUACUCACACACUUUUUGAAAACUUUUGGUUGGUUGAGAAUCAAAAAACUGCCACAUCAGAAAUAAGAGGCUUCAGGCCAAAAAGGUUCCCCAGAGACUCCGUGACAUAAAGGAUGUUUUAGGUUCAUAUUUUAUUCUUUAUUUAAUUUCAGUUCUGAUUUUCUAUGGUCUUUUAGUUGUGCGACUUCUAAUAGUGACGAUGAGAUUGAUGCAAUCAAUGAUAGAUUUUGCUAUAAUUAUCUUAAUCUUUAGCGUUUUAAUUUGUCUUCGUUUUUACUCUGGUCAUGUGAUUUUAGUUUGGUAUUCGAUUGAGUUAAAGAAUUGGGAUUGAUCUAGUUUAUUUUGUUCUUUAGAUAGUUUACUUUUGAUCCAAUAUUGUGGGUAUAAUAAUUUUUAUGAAUACUAAUUCAUUUAUUUUGCAUGUCUACAGAUUGAUACAAGAAAACCAUACUCACAGGCCGAGUUAGAUGAGGUGCGGGUUGAGUUGGUUGAGUUUUUGGGUUCGUACAUAUGAUUUAGGAUUUAUUUGUCAUCUCUGAAAUAGGAAACUUUAUUUUUUGUGGUUGAUUUUUUGAAAUGUUUAUAUGGAGGGGGAGAGGGAGAGGUGGGGAUUGAUUGAUAUACUUUUGGGACUUUGUUGAGGUUUAGAGUUUAGGUGAGUUGUUGAUAGGUGAACUGUUCACAUGUAUUGGUUUUGUAAAUGAUAUAUGAAUAUGAUGCAAAGUUUUGGAAAUGAUAUGAAUGAAUGAUGUUUAGUUGUCAUUUGAUGUA